Molecule: messenger RNA, 1954 nt
Organism: Suncus etruscus (white-toothed pygmy shrew)
Lineage: Eukaryota; Metazoa; Chordata; Mammalia; Eulipotyphla; Soricidae
Gene: IRX3
Product: iroquois homeobox 3
Exons: 4
Coding region: 43-1569 (508 amino acids)
Biological process (GO): neuron differentiation; cell development; regulation of transcription by RNA polymerase II
Cellular component (GO): nucleus
Molecular function (GO): RNA polymerase II cis-regulatory region sequence-specific DNA binding; DNA-binding transcription factor activity, RNA polymerase II-specific
Source: RefSeq, a predicted model, not a curated record
CGGGGGCCGGGCCCCCUCUCCGUCCGUGCCCCGCGGGCCACCAUGUCCUUCCCUCAGCUCGGAUACCAGUAUAUUCGCCCGCUCUACCCACCCGAGCGCCCGGGGGCGGCUGGCGGCGGCGGCGGCAGUGCAGGGUCCCGCGGAGGCCCGGGGGCCGGAGCCUCGGAGCUGGCCGCCUCGGGUUCCCUGUCCAAUGUGCUCUCGUCCGUGUACGGGGCGCCCUACGCCGCGGCCGCUGCGGCCGCCGCCGCCGCCCAGGGUUACGGAGCCUUUCUGCCCUACGCCGCGGAGCUCCCCAUCUUCCCGCAGCUGGGCGCGCAGUAUGAGCUAAAGGACAGUCCCGGGGUGCAGCACCCAGCCGCGGCCGCCGCGUUUCCGCACCCGCAUCCCGCCUUCUACCCCUAUGGCCAGUACCAAUUCGGGGACCCGUCGCGUCCCAAGAACGCCACGCGCGAGAGCACCAGCACGCUCAAGGCCUGGCUCAACGAACACCGCAAGAACCCCUACCCCACCAAGGGCGAGAAGAUCAUGCUGGCCAUCAUCACCAAGAUGACCCUCACCCAGGUGUCCACCUGGUUCGCCAACGCGCGCCGGCGCCUCAAGAAGGAGAACAAGAUGACGUGGGCGCCCCGCAGCCGCACGGACGAGGAGGGCAACGCGUACGGGAGCGAGCGCGAGGAAGAGGACGAGGAAGAGGACGAGGAAGAUGGCAAGCGCGAACUGGAGCUGGAAGAGGAGGAGCUCGGCGGCGAGGAGGACGACACCGGGGGUGAAGGCUUGGCCGACGAGGACGAGGACGAGGAGAUCGAUCUGGAGAACUUAGACGGCGCGGCCGCCGGACCCGAGCUGGCCCUGUCCGGGGCGGCGCAUCGGAAUGGGGGCGAGCUGGGCCUGGGGCCCAUUUCCGACUCCAAGAACAGCGACUCGGACGAUAGCUCGGAGGGCCUGGAGGAGCGCCCGCUGCCCAUCCUGAGCCUGGCACCCAGGCCCCCCGCGGUGGCCACAGCCCCUCCGUCUCCGCCCUCGCCCCCCGUGGGCCUGGACCCUUGCGCGCCCGCCCCGGCGCCCGCCUCGGCCGCCCUGCAGAAGCCCAAGAUCUGGUCGCUGGCCGAGACGGCUACCAGCCCGGACAACCCGCGCCGCUCGCCUCCGGGCACGGGGGGCUCUCCCACCGGCGCCUCCGUCGCGCCCUCCAGCCUGCAGCUCUCGCCGGCCGCUGCCGCCGCCGCGGCGCACAGACUGGUCUCGGCGCCGCUGGGCAAGUUCCCGGCUUGGACCAACCGGCCGUUCCCGGGUCCACCACCCGGCCCCCGCCCGCACCCGCUUUCCCUGCUCGGCUCGGCCCCGCCACACCUGCUGGGACUUCCCGGAGCCGCAGGCCACCCGGCCGCCGCCGCUGCAGCCGCGGCCACCUUUGCCAGGCCUGCGGAGCCCGAGGGCGGAACAGAUCGCUGUAGUGCCUUGGAAGUGGAGAAAAAGUUACUCAAGACAGCUUUCCAACCUGUGCCGCGGCGGCCCCAGAACCACCUGGAUGCCGCUUUGGUCUUGUCUGCUCUCUCCUCGUCCUAGUUCUUUUUAAUUUUUUAAAAAUCGUUGUAAUAAUUGUAAAAAAGAAAAAAAAAAACGGAGAUGAAGAAGUGCUCUGUAUAGUUAAGACUUGUAAGCAUGUCUGUGUAUGAAUACCUAUCAAAGAAAACCAAACAAAAAUAGUAAAAGAAAAAAAAAAGAAAUAAAACGAGUUCCUCCUCAGCCCUCCCCAGUGACUUCUGUCCCCCCACAUUAGCUGAGUUUGUGAGUUUGAUUUUGGGGUGGGGAUGAAGUUUCAGUGAGAAUAAGAGUGUCUGACUUUUUCUUUUUGUAUAUACAGAAAAAUGUACAUAUGUGUGAACCAAAUUGUACAAGAAAGUUAUCUAUUUUUGGCUAAAUAAAUGAGCUGUUGCCACUUUGACUAUAA